AUGUCGUUGCCCAUGAAGCGGUCGUUCAGCUCGGAGGGCGGCGCGACCUCCAAGCGCGACUGGAAGAUGCGGCUCAGUCUGCGGAGCCGCAGCGGGCACAGCGUCGACAGUCGCACUCCUAUGUAUGUCAAGGAGGCGCUGCGCGGGCGCAGAUGCGCAUCACUGCGUUCUGCGGCGACGCCGGCGCGCGGGCAGGAGGAGUCUGGGCGCAGCACUCCCUCUGCCGCGCACCGAGCUUCGCCCUCGCCCGCUGACACUCCAGCACCCAAGAAAUCCAACUGGGAAGUGAUCGAACACUUCUCAUCCAGCAAGACCAAGAGAAGCCCCACUGCUGUGGAAGCAGAAGGCGGCGCUGCGUCCUCGUCGCCAGCGCUGCCUCUCUGCCCCGCUGGGAGACCUGAUGCCGACGUACAGCCUCUGCUCACUGAAGCAGAAGGGCAAGCAGAUGGCACCGGCGGUCUCGGCGGGAUCGAAGACGACGAGGAGGAGGACACCGGAUGGUGGGGCAACUGCGUCAGCAAUUGCCCACCGCCCGUGCAGGACCUCUGUACUUCUAACCGAUUUGACAACCUACACGUGGAGAUGUUGUACCAGCGCUACUUCCUGCGCAUGAACCAGACCAACAUGACGCACCUGCUAGGCCUGCUGCUGGCCGUGGCCGUGGGCCUGCUGGUGGUGCAGGUGCGCACACUGCUCAUCGCGCAGAACCUCCUCAGCAAGUACCAGCCCAUGCUCAACAUCACCGAUGACUUCAACCGAUACCAUGACCCCAACCGAUACGUGAACGUGACAACCUCCCGAUACCACGAAGAGUUGGCGGCGAUCAACGCGACGCAGUUCCACGUGUACUACGAGAAGGAGCGCGUCGCGCACAUCGUCAACAUCAUCGUCCUCGGACUUACCGCCCUCGUCUAUGCAUGCCUGCUGGCGUGCCUGACGCGCCCGGCCAUGAACGAGAUCUACUUGCUCACCAUCUCCUACGUGGUGCUCGUCACCUUCCUGCUGGUGGAGCUCGCCCUGGCGGGCACCGCCGUCCUGCGUGGACUGAGCAUCAGCACGGGCUCGUGCGCGCUGUUCACGUACGUGACGUACGCGGCGCUGCCCGUGCGCCUGCAUGAGGCCGUGGUGGCCGGCCUGGCGCUCAGCAUCGUCAACAUCGGCGCUCACCUCAUCCUCGAUGAGCAUGCUGAAGUCCACCAAAUCUACUGCACGGUGGCGACACUGAUCGCGUGCAACUUGGCGGGCAUCAUGACCCACAACCCGCGCGAGCUGGCGCAGCGCCGCGCCUUCCUCGAGACGCGCGACUGCGUCGAGGCGCGCCUCGUCACCCAGCGCGAGAACCAGCAGCAGGAGCGCCUGCUGCUGUCCGUGCUGCCGCGCCACGUCGCCAUGGAGAUGAAGGCCGACAUCGCCAGCCAGCCGCGCCAGGAGCAAUUCCAUAAGAUCUACAUCCAGCGCUAUGAGAACGUCAGCAUCCUGUUCGCUGACAUCUGCGGCUUCACCUCCCUGUCCGACCAGUGCACCGCUGAGGAGCUGGUGCGCCUGCUGAACGAGCUCUUCGCUCGUUUCGACCGGCUGGCAGCAGAACACCACUGCCUGCGCAUCAAGCUGCUGGGCGACUGCUACUACUGCGUGUCUGGCCUGCCCGAGGCGCGUGACGACCACGCCAAAUGCUGCGUUGAGAUGGGACUCGACAUGAUUGAUGCCAUCGCGCUGGUGCGCGAGGUGAUGGCCGUCAAUGUGAACAUGCGCGUCGGUAUCCACACCGGCCGUGUGCACUGCGUAGUACUUGGCCUGCGCAAAUGGCAGUUCGAUGUCUGGUCCAAUGACGUCACCCUCGCCAACUACAUGGAGAGUGGCGGUGUCGCUGGACGCGUGCACAUCACAAAGGAGACGCUGCGCUGCCUGGGCGAUGACUACAAGGUGGAGCCCGGCCACGGCGGACUGCGCAAUGCCUACCUGAAGGACCACAACAUCGAGACCUACCUCAUCGUACCCGACGAUACCAGCCGAGUGGACAAGAAGCCGCAGCACUCGUUCUCGCUGAACGGCAACGUGUCGAAAGAGAUGCGCGUCAUGGGCCACGGCUCGCAGCACGGCAAGCACUCCUCCAAGAUCGGAGUAGAUGCCAGCAACGAGAACAAAAAGCCGGAGGAUGAGGUGAACGAGUACCUGAUGAAGGCGAUCGACGCGCGCUCCACGGACAGGCUGCGCGCCGAGCACUGCCGCCCCUGCACGCUCACCUUCCGCGACAGCAAGCUGGAGCGCAAGUACACCGGCGAGCGCGACCGCAUGAUGAAGGUGUACUUCAUCUGCACCCUGGCGAUCUACUUCGCCAGCGUUGUCAUCCAGGUCGUCUCAUACAACCUGAAGCCGGUAAGCAUUAUCACCAUCGCUACGUCUGGCAUCAUCAUCUGCUCGUUCACGUACUUGGUGCUCUGCCUGGACUUUGAGCACUCGAACCCGCGCCUGCGCCGCCUGUCGGAGCGCGUGCACAACAACCGCACGCUAGCACAGAUGGUGUCCUUCACCGUCGUCACCUCCUUCAUCAUCCAGAUCCAGGUCGUUAUGUGUGUGCAGGUGCAAGGUCUGUUCGAUUCGGAGAGCAAGCAGGAGUUUCUGGCCAACGAGACUCGGCAGGGCGACUUCCACCACUGCCCACACGACAUGAACGAGCACUACCUGCAACUGACGCUGCUGGCGAUGUUCCUGUGCGCCGUGCACCAGAUCCUCAUCACGGUGGUGAAGCUGCUGCUGCUCUCGUUCACGUGCACUGCGUACGCCACCGUCACGAUCCACGAGCACAUGAUCUUCAAGCAACACUUCCACGACUAUCAUGUGGUCCACAGACACCGCUGCGGGCUCGACUGGAACCAACAAUGGACCGAUGUGGUGAUUGCAGUGGGUGCCACAGUGGCCCUACUGCUGCACUCGCACCAGACCGAGAGCACGUACCGGCUCGACUUCAUCUGGAAACUGCAGGCCAACGAUGAGAAGGAGGAGAUGGAGCACUUGGAGGCGUACAACCGCAAGCUGCUGGCCAACAUCCUGCCCGAGCACGUCGCACAGCACUUCCUCUGCAGCGACAAGAACAUCGAUGAGUUGUACCACGAGCAAUGCGAGUCAGUGUGCGUCAUGUUCGCAUCCAUCCCGAACUUCUCGGAAUUCUAUGUAGAACUGGAGGGCAACAAUGAGGGCGUAGAGUGCCUGCGCCUCCUCAACGAGAUUAUCGCCGACUUCGACGAAAUCCUUGCCGAGGACCAGUUCAAAUACAUUGAGAAGAUCAAGAGCACAGGUGCCACAUACAUGGCCGCAUCAGGGCUGACGGCCGCCACGCGCGACCUCCGCGGUUUCCGCCACGUGACCGCGAUGGCUGACUACGCACUGCGCCUGCGGGAGCAGCUGCAGUAUGUCAACGAGCACUCGUUCAACAGCUUCCGAAUCCGGAUUGGCAUCAACAUCGGGCCGGUGGUAGCAGGCGUGAUCGGAGCCCGCAAGCCUCAGUACGACAUCUGGGGCAACGCCGUGAACGUGGCGUCGCGCAUGGACUCCACGGGGCUGCUCGACCAUAUCCAGGUGACGGAGGAGGUGUACGAGAUCCUGGCCAUGCGCGGCUACAAGCUGCGCUGCCGGGGCACCAUCGACGUGAAGGGCAAGGGUAACAUGGUCACCUACUUCCUGGAGGGCAUCGGGGAGACCACCUCGCCAGGCACCCUCGACAUCUACAGCAACCCGCAGCCAUCCACGUCUGGCACGAGCCAGGAGUGCAGCAACACGACCGGCGGCCGGCCCGAGCACCGACCCUUGGAGACCCUCUCGGAGGGACACACCGACGAGGACGGUGGACCUUCGCCCAGGGCGUCCAUCCCCAGGGAGAACAACGACAUGGCUAGCCCGAAACUAGCAAACGGCGAGGGCGGCGCGUCGUCCCGCGAGAGCAUCGCGGAGGCAGUGCGCGCGCGCGUGCUGCGCCGGCUCGAGCGGCCACUGUCGCUGGCGGACCACGCCGGCAUGCCCACCAUCACGUCGCUGCUCAACUCGAAGGCGUACUCCACGGACUUCGACCAAACAUUCCACAUCACCGAGACCAAGAAAAACUUCUCGCUGAGCGACGUGAAGCGUGGCGUGGCCGAGUCGCGCAGCAGCGGGGAGAUCGAGGCUCUCCUGGAGGGCAGUGGCCCUCGCCGUGCUGCCAGCUUGGCAGACUUCCUCUUCCGUCGUAAGCAAAACAAGCUCAACGCUGCGGUGGUGAAUGUCAUUGAGAACCCAAUGACAGCCAUGUAUGACUACAGCCCCGCCGGCUCGCCGGCACACGACGACACUCACGUCGCCUAA
Spodoptera littoralis (African cotton leafworm) is the source of this 4335-nucleotide messenger RNA. Lineage: Eukaryota; Metazoa; Arthropoda; Insecta; Lepidoptera; Noctuidae. The record is from the annotation of a GenBank genome assembly.